Molecule: messenger RNA, 762 nt
Organism: Cryptomeria japonica (Japanese cedar)
Lineage: Eukaryota; Viridiplantae; Streptophyta; Pinopsida; Cupressales; Cupressaceae
Product: transcription factor WER
Exons: 3
Coding region: 1-762 (253 amino acids)
Source: RefSeq, a predicted model, not a curated record
AUGAGGUCUCCUUGCCGUUCAAAAGAGCCCCAGAGAAGGGUAUGGACUGUCGAGGAAGAUUUCACUUUAUUUAAAUACAUAAAAACCCACGGUGAUGGUGCAUGGGAUUAUGUGCCCAACAAAACAGGGUUAAAACGGAGUGGAAAGAGCUGCAGAUUGAGAUGGGUGAAUUAUCUUCGUCCUGAUAUUAAACGUGGAAAUAUUUCCGCAGAGGAAGAUGACCUCAUUAUUAAAAUGUAUCGUCUGCUUGGCAAUAGAUGGUCACUGAUAGCAAAACAUCUUCCUGGGAGAACAGACAAUGAAAUAAAAAACUACUGGAAUGCUCAUCUCCGCAAGAGGGUUGCAAAAUCUCACAAUUCUAAUAAAAGUGAUUCUUCUUCUACUUGUAUUGAAGACAAUUGUAUAACAAAAGAUGAAGCCACAGAAACAACAGCAUUGACGACAAGUCCCGGAACCUUAAUAUCAGAUGGCUGUAAUAGUUCAGUCCACAUAAAGGAGAAGGAAGAUCAUGUGGACUUGAACUUUUGUUUUAGUGAUGAUCUGAAUGCCUUGACUGAAACCAAAUAUUUGGAUGAAAUCGGUUCCUUUGAAAGUCUUGUAGAACUGGGAAAUAGUGUUGAGAACAAUGUAGAAGUAGAGACGAGUUUUGCAGUCGAAGUGCUUUAUAGCCAUGAUCAAUUAGAAUUACAAUGUUCGCUGAAAUCAAAACUAGAGUCAAAACUAGAGUUAUUAAGAGAAAUCUUAGAAUUGGAAGAGGAAUGA